This is a messenger RNA of Salvia hispanica, 1293 nucleotides long. The record is from RefSeq and is a predicted model, not a curated record. NCBI's taxonomy places the organism in Eukaryota, Viridiplantae, Streptophyta, Magnoliopsida, Lamiales, Lamiaceae.
AUGACAAAACUGCCAAACACAGUGUUGUACUUGAUUAACUUAAGACGUCUGUAUGUGGGUAGUGACAAGUUGCCUGCGAAGAUCGGGAGAUUAGCUAGUCUCCAAACACUACCAGAGUUUAUAGUGGGCAAUGAGAAGGGAUAUCGGAUUGAAGAGCUUGGAAGUUUGAAGAAUCUUAGGAAAAGUCUAAUGAUUCAAAAUCUUGAAAGAGUGUGUGACAAGAAAGAGGCCAUGAAAGCAAAUAUGUUGGAGAAGCCAAACAUGCAUGAAUUGGUGCUUAAAUGGGAUGAGAUUGAUUUUAGUGAAAGAAAUGAUGAGAGUGUGUUGGAAGGUCUUAGACCUCAUGCAAAUCUUAAGGAGUUGACCAUUUAUGGAUACAAAGGCAAAAGAUUUCCAACAUGGUUACAAAAUGAGCCUCAAGACUCUAGCUUACCACUUCAUAACUUGAUUGAGAUAAACCUCUAUAAUUGCUCAGGUUGUGAGGAAAUAACAUUGGACCACUUGCCGAAUUUAAGGUCGCUCUAUAUAAGGGUAUUAAAGAGUUUGAAAUGUUUGUCAAAGAGGUUUUUCUAUAACCAUCACAAUCUCUCAAAAUUGCGCAUUGAAGAUUGUGAUAUGUUGGAAGCAUUGCCAGAUGGAUUGGACACCCUCAAGUCUCUGUAUAACUUGAUGAUAGAAAGGUGUAAAAAUCUGAAGUCGAUGGGGAAUCCAAGCUGCGGAGAAGGAGAAAAUCAAGGAACCCUCGGUUGGCUGAUAAUUAGAGACUGCGGAGAACUGAUGGAAUUGCCACGUCAAAUGCUAGAGUUGUGGGCCCCUACAAUUGGGUUUCUCGUAUUGGAUGGAUUAAGGAGCCUAACGAAUAUACCAAUGCUAAUUAAUUGCCUCGCUAAAUCAUUUCAUCUCGAAGAUUUAACAAUCAGAGGUGUUCCUAAAUUGAUGUCUGCUGCUGGUAGUGUUGAGAGUUGGGAUUUAGGUAGCUUGAGGCAUUUAUGCAUAGAUGUGAGUGUGGAGUGGUCAAUAGAGACAAGUGAUGCCAUUAAUGACACUGUGAAUGACAUAUUGGAAGGGUGUUGCAACUCACUUGAAAUUUUAACAUUAAGAGGGGUGGAAAAUUGGGAGUGGCUGCCUCAAUCAAUUCAACUCACUUCUCUUUCUUGGUUAGAGUUGGAGAAUAUAGGGAUAGAAGAAUUGCCAAAAUGGUUUGGAAACCUCUUAGCUCUAGAGACGUUAUAUCUAUAUAGCUGCACAAAGUUGAGGUGCCUGCCCUCUGCGUAUACUGUUGGAAAUAUAUAA